Molecule: messenger RNA, 3208 nt
Organism: Scophthalmus maximus (turbot)
Lineage: Eukaryota; Metazoa; Chordata; Actinopteri; Pleuronectiformes; Scophthalmidae
Product: long-chain-fatty-acid--CoA ligase ACSBG2
Exons: 15
Coding region: 163-2424 (753 amino acids)
Cellular component (GO): endoplasmic reticulum; membrane
Molecular function (GO): long-chain fatty acid-CoA ligase activity
Source: RefSeq, a predicted model, not a curated record
CCUUCACCGGGGGGGGGGGCGGGGGGUGACAGUUGAGUCCCUGCGAUGGGCAAAGGGUGAUCCAGGUCUGUCUUGUUCCCGACCACUCCUCUCAUCUUGAUGCCAUUCAGCUCUGUCACCGGACGAGCAAAUACGAGGUGAGUGUCCAAGGAGAUUUCGGCUAUGAGCAAAGGUGUCGCAGUCAUGGAUGGUAAUACUGAGAGCAUCCCUUCCGAAAAGGCACAGGCUGUGUCAGACUCUUCAGACUUACAGACCCACUCCACUGUCAUCCCCAAUGGAGAAGCCGCCACACUUGAGCUCAGCGCAACAUCGGCUUCGGAGAACGAAGAGACUCAUCCUUCCUGCUGCAGCACGACCGAAGCACCGGCCGGACCUCCGAGAUCUCCUGAGCUGGAGGAAAUGACUGAAGGACUUUCACUAGAGCAGCCCAGGGCAGUGCCGCUGUCGAAUGCGAACGGGGCAGCCACCCUGGCCCCAGCGGACCAGCUGUGGAGCGCCAGCAGAGACGGGGCGGUCCGGCUGAGGAUGGAGGGCUCGGGCCAGGCCUCGGAGACUCCCAUCACCAUCCAUCAGAUGUUCCUGGAGGCGGUGGACCACUACGGCGACUGUCCUGCCUUGGUGUCCAAAACGGAGGGCCAGUCGGUGACCCUGACGUGGAGGCAAUACUACGAGCAGUGCCGUGCGGCUGCAAAAGGUUUUCUCAAGCUGGGGCUGGAGCGUUACCAUGGCGUGGGCAUCUUGGGAUUCAACUCCGCCGAGUGGUUCAUCUCAGACAUCGGCUGCAUCUUGGCUGGGGGCCUGGCCGCCGGCAUUUACACGACCAACUCCCCCGAGGCUUGUCACUACGUGGCGUCCAACUGUGACGCCAACAUCCUGGUCGUGGAGAACCAGAAACAGCUCGACAAAAUCCUGCAGGUUAAAGAUCAACUACCUCAUCUGAAAGCCAUCGUUCAGUAUAAAGGCGAGCUGCAGCAGAAAGCACCGUUCCUGUAUACAUGGGCGGAGUUCAUGAAGCUGGGGGAGGAGAUUCCCGACGAGCAGCUGAAUGCUAUGAUUGACAGUCUCCGGGCCAACGAGUGCUGUACUCUCAUCUAUACCUCAGGAACCACUGGCAACCCUAAAGGAGUCAUGCUGAGCCACGACAACCUGACAUGGACGGCCCGCACAGCAUCGCUCUUGGUAGAUUACACCUACGCUGCAGAGGUGUUGGUCAGUUACUUGCCGCUCAGCCACGUGGCGGCUCAGAUGAUAGACAUGUGGAUCACUAUGGCCUUUGCUGGAACGGUCUACUUUGCAGAGCCAGAUGCCCUCAAGGGCUCCUUGGCAACAACGCUGAAAGAGGCUCGCCCGACGUAUUUCAUGGGGGUCCCUCGAGUGUGGGAGAAGAUGCAGGAGAAGAUGAAAGCUAUGGGUGCCAAGACAUCCCCGAUGAGAAAGAGAGUGGCGGACUGGGCCAAGUCCAUAGGCCUGCAGUAUAACUACAGUGCCAUGAACGGGGAGAAUGUGGUGCCGUGGGGUUUCAUGCUGGCUAACAAUCUGGUCUUCAAGAAGGUGCGCACCGCACUGGGCUUAGACCGCUGCAAGAUCUGCUUCACGGGCGCUGCCCCCGUCACCAAAGAUACUCUGGAGUACUUCAUGAGCCUCAACGUCCCGUUGAUGGAGCUGUACGGCAUGAGUGAGAGCUCCGGCCCGCACACCGUCUCCGUCAACAGCGACUACAAGCUCACAAGCUGCGGGAAAGUGAUGCCAGGCUGCAAGACGAAGCUGGAGAACCCAGACGGGGAUGGGAACGGAGAGAUCUGUUUCUGGGGUCGGAACGUCUUCAUGGGCUACCUGAACAUGCCCGACAAAACGGCAGAGACUCUCGACGAGGACGGCUGGCUGCACUCUGGAGACCUGGGGAAAAACGACCAGCAUGAAUUCCUGUACAUCACAGGAAGGAUCAAGGAGCUGAUCAUCACUGCUGGCGGAGAGAACAUCCCUCCUGUGCCCAUCGAGGAUGCACUGAAGGCCGAGGUGCCAAUUUUAAGCAACUCCAUGCUGAUCGGCGACAAGCUCAAGUUCCUCUCCAUGCUGCUCACUCUCAAAUGCACCGUAGACGACAACGGCGACCCCACGGACGACCUGAGCCCCGAGGUUCUGGACUUCUGCCAGCAGCACGGCAUCACAGCGACCAAGGUGUCAGAGGUCAUAGCCAAUAAGGAGCCAGCAAUCUACCAAGCCAUUCAGGAGGGCAUGGAGCGCAUCAACGCCAGAGCAACAUCCAACGCCCAGAAGGUCCAGAAGUGGGUCAUUGUGGAGAGAGACUUCUCUAUUGGCGGAGGAGAACUGGGACCCACGAUGAAACUCAGGAGGCCCAUUGUUGUGAAGAAGUACCAGGAGAAAAUAGACGAAAUAUACGCAGUGGCCUCGGAAAAACCGUAGACUGUGCUGCACAGAGAUAAGAAAACACCGAAGAGAGAUGGUCACGAGAAACACGGGGCAUGUUAAUGAACAUUUGUGAUGGCGUCCGGCCUUCGUGUUGAGAAAUGUACAGUAUGAGCCUCUUCUUCUCACCUGAAUGUUAAAAGUAAAGAAAAGAGAAGUCUCGAUGAUGAUUUUGUAUUUAAUGAAAUGCAGAGAAGUCUAUAUGUUGUCUGCUCCAAUUCGAUAUUUAAGCUGUUAAAUGUACAUACACUUUCACCGCCACUGUGCACUUUUUGUAAAUAAAACAUCAGAAACCAGAGCCAAAUCUUUGCCAUCUUACCGUAUGGCAUAUACGACAGGUGAACUGCACACUGUGCCUCAGCACCAGUGCAGUUUUUAAAGGACAUUUGAAGAACCAUAACUCGCUGUGGCCUGAAAUAUCCAAGUCUCUCGCGAGCUCAUGUAUUGUUUUUUUUGAAGCAGCAGUAUCUAUUUAAAUAUUUUACAGCAUCGUUCUUUUUUGCCAGUUUUCAGUCUCAUGUUUUGUACAUAAGAUGAUCCCCAUCUGGCAAAAGCUGCAGACGUCACUUCUGUAGAUUGGAGGUGACGUGUAAAUGAAGCUUUUUUCUAUAAUGUGAUUGAAGACAUUGUUGGUAUGAACUUGCCCAAUCAUAAAAAGCGCAAAUUCUAAAGCAUGCAAUUGAAUUUGUGCCUCUCCAUGUACAGUUUGACAAAUGCUGAAAUGUUUAUUUUGUGAUCUAUGAAACGUUGUCAAUAAAAAGUGAGUGAUUUGGACAAUUGA